This is a messenger RNA of Aspergillus calidoustus, 1492 nucleotides long. NCBI's taxonomy places the organism in Eukaryota, Fungi, Ascomycota, Eurotiomycetes, Eurotiales, Aspergillaceae. The record is from the annotation of a GenBank genome assembly.
AUAGUUAAAGAGGCCCCAGCACAUCUUGUACCUAGCAAAGGUGUACUCUGAUCAUCAUCUUGAAACUGAGAGUCCUAUAUCCGACCGGCAUUACCCUAGAAUAUACACAACCAUGACAACAAAGGCAAUCGUCUACGUUGAAAAGGGCAAGGCCGCCAUCCAGGAAGUCCCCAUCCCCAAGCUGCGCGACGGGUACAUCCUCGUCAAAGUCAAUGCUGUUGGCGUAAACCCCACGGAUUGGAAAGGUGUUGAUCUCGGGAUGGGUGAAGUCGGUUCCAGGAUUGGCUGCGACUAUGCUGGCGUUGUCGAGGAGGUUGGACCGAAGGUUACCAAGGCGUUCAAGAAGGGCGACCGCAUUACUGGGAUGGUCCAUGGAUGUGACCGCACCCAAAUUGAGAAUGGAGCGUUCGCCAACUACAUCGUUGUCAAAGGCGAUGUUCAGAUCAAGAUACCAGACAACGUUAGCAACGAGGAUGCCGCGACGCUGGGCGUGUCCAUUUCUACAGUCGGCCAAGGACUCUACAAAACCCUCCAACUCCCAUUCCCAACAGAAUCCACCAAGGAAAACGAUGCGCGGUACAUCCUCAUCCACGGCGGUAGCACCGCAACAGGUAUCUACGGCAUCCAAUUCGCCCGCCUGUCCGGCCUCAAGGUCAUUGCAACCUCCUCCCCACACAACUUCGACUACCUCAAGUCCCUCGGCGCCGAGACAGUCUACGACUACAAGUCUCCAACAGCCGGAGCCGACAUCCGCACGUACACCAACAACGCCCUGACGCUCGCCUGGGACUGCACGGGAAGCGGGGGGAGCAUCAUCGCAAACGCACUCAGCACCGACGGCGGCAAGUACGCGUCCAUCAUGCCCGUGAACAAGGACGAGGUCCUCGCCAUUAACCCGAAGGUCGACGGGCCGUACAUGACGCUUGCGUAUUCGAUCUUUGGAGAGCGGUUCAGGAGGUAUGAGGAGGUUCCGCCCCAGCCGGAUGAGUUUGAGUUUGCGCAGAAGGUCUGGGAGGUUGCGAGGCAGCUUCUGGAGCAAGGGAAGCUCAAGGCGCCCAAGACGUUUGUUAAUCGGGGGGGCAAUGGGUUUGAAGGGGUUCUUAAGGGGAUGGAUGAGCUUAGGGCGAAUAAGGUCAGUGGCGGGAAGCUGGUUUAUACUCUGUAGGUUGGAUAAAAGGCCGUGUGGUACAUACCAACCCUGCUUCGCACGUGCCCAGACCAAGCUUACACCUAGCUACAAGGCACGGGAUAUUGCCAAUUUGGUGCCUAUGACCAAGCUGUAUGGGGGGGCAAUUAUUGAAACACGCCAUUCAAACCAUGUAUUCAGCUUGGGUAUAUCUGCAAUCCUCCCGAUAGAUGAAUGAAAUGUGCCUGUUUCGACAUUGUAUCUCUCACUGCCUAUAAUUGGUUGAUAUUUUAGCCGACGCUGAGGACGCUCUAUCCUCUGAAAGCGAAGACUGCCUGUCCGUCCCAACAUCGAAAAUAUUCAUUU